UUUCCACUUAACAACAACACUUUGGAUUUAUUUCAUGUUUUGAACUAGCAAAAAACAUGCACACCUAUUUCAUGUUCAUGCAUUAUCAAUGUUUAAUAUUGAUCUCCAUUAUUUAUUGAAAGUGGAAAUGUUCUUAAAGAUAUGUCACACAUUCGAAGCAAAUCAUUUGAUGAGAGUAAUUCACAGGAAUCCACUAAACCCUAUCGGUUAUUCUCGUAUUCAUCACUGCCUAAGAUAAAUGAUGAAAGGUAUACAAAGUGUAGAAGUGAUUGUUCGAAUAAUAAUAAAAGCACAUAUUUUACACAUGUCAGUGAUUCCACAGGCAGUGGUUGUCGUCUAAGCUAUGCAAUCAUGAAAGGAGGAGUUACGGAAAGUGAUGAAUUCUGCAAGAUUCGACCAAAAUCAUUGAAUGAAACAUCACCAAGAAAAUGGAAAUGGUUAUUUAUUAAGAGUAAUUCAAAAUUCUCCUUAUCCUCAUCAGUAUCCAUAUCGACUGGUUGUAAUAGUAUCAGUAGUAAUACUAGUAGUAGUACACGAAAUAUCUCCACAUCAUCAGCCUCAUCAUUUCGACAUCGAAAAUUUGGACUGAGUGGAUAUCUACCGAGUAUUUCAUCGUUUAAGUUUAAAUCUUCAAAGUAUGGUGGAAAUAAUAAUAAUCAGACAGUGAAUAAAAAUGGUGGUGUGAACAGGAGUAAAUAUUUUCAAAAGUUCAAUAAACCAUCGCCUUUGUGUAUCACAUACAAUUCCAAUUCACAAAUCCACAGUUCUCAAGAAGACAAUCAGCAGCAGCAGCAGCAGAGCAGCAAUAGUCAUUUCUACGGUGAACAACAACACUCAUCAACUAUGCAACACGAUAGCUGUUUUGUAGCGAAUUCAGCCACGGGAUAUAUUUUCAAUAAUCAUGGAAGUUGUAAAGUUAGAAGAGCUAAAUCUCACACCUAUACGAGUACACAUAAUCCACAUAAAGUGUGUUAUUCUCUUGGUGAGAAAGAGAAUAACACUGUCGAUGAUCAAAGAAAUCGCCGUGAAACAUGCUUUGAAUCUUUUAACUGUGAUCGUGGAAGGACAAAUUUAACAAUCACUGGUGGUAAUGAUAAUAGUAAUAAUAAUAAUAAUGAUAAUGAUAAUAAUAAUAAUGGUCACAAUAAUGAUAACAAUAACAUGAGACUAUUUCGAAGAUCGAUUAAAAAGUCUUUUCGACGCACAAUUUCAUUUAUCAGUCCAGAAAGAAGGUUCUUGUCAGGCAAAGAGAAAUCAAAUGUUGACACUAGUGAUCAUAUUAGCCACAUGUUGUCACCACGUGGUGAUAUUAGAUCACCGAGAUUGGAAAGAAAGUUCAGUAGAAUAGCUAUCGGUGUACGUGAUAAAUUAACUACAUUCUAUAAAUCACCGAAUGCAACUUCAUCGCAGUCGUAUUCAGCUGAUUUUGCUAUUUCAAAGCAUCGAGUAUUCCUGAAUAAAGUGUUUCGUUCAGGUAGGCCGACAAGAGAACAAGUUGAGGAAUGGGCACGUUCAUUUGAAGCUGUACUAAGAGAUAAACAUGGUGUUAUGGUAUUCAGAGAAUUUCUCCGUACUGAAUUCAGUGAUGAAAAUAUUCGUUUUUGGCUUAUUUGUGAAGAUUAUCGUAAUAAAUCUGGUUCAAAGAAUAUGCAACGGAAAGCUUUUAAAAUAUUCAAUGAAUAUGUAGCUGUUCAAGCUGCGAGAGAAGUUAAUUUAGAUUCAAAUACACGACUUCAGACUGAAAAGGAUCUUGAAACAGCUAACAAAAAUACCUUUGAUCAGUGUCAACGAAGAAUUCAAUCUUUAAUGGAAAAAGACUCUUAUCGACGAUUUCUCCGAUCCGAUUUGUAUUUAACAGCAUUAGAAAUAAGUAAAGAACGUGAAGACUAUCAAAUAUCGAAUAAAUUUGGUCGACAUUCUGUUAUCGAUUUUAGAGGUAUACGGAAUGCAUUUAUCUCUGCGAAAAGUUUUCCCACUGGUAUGCCUUCAACUAAUACGCAUAUUUCACGUGCAUCAAGCAAUGUUGGCAGAAGUGUAACCAAUAAAAACAGUGUUGAGAAUGCGGAUGAACACAGUAGUGCAAGCAAAAAGACUUCGGAUACUGAUACGACAGAUCAGCGUAUCAGUGUGAACUCCUUGUCUAAAGUAAAGUCGGCUGAUCACCUCAAAGAGAAGUGUAUGCAGUCUGAAAGCGUUACAAUGACAUAA
Trichobilharzia szidati is the source of this 2208-nucleotide messenger RNA. Lineage: Eukaryota; Metazoa; Platyhelminthes; Trematoda; Strigeidida; Schistosomatidae. The record is from the annotation of a GenBank genome assembly.